UCCUGCUGAUUUAAAUUUUAGGUUAUAUAUAUAUUUUGGGUUAUACACGUUUGCCUGGUGCUUCAAAGUAUUUAUUUGUUAAACGAUGGAGAAUCAGCCGAAGAAGGCAAUGACGGAGGAGGAGAGGGCAGCUCUGGCCACAAAGCUGGACAAAGAAUUGGACGAGUUCAUAGCAAAUUUACCGAAAAGGGAACGAAACAAUGAACCACCAGAUGAAAAUUGGCUUGAGGAAUUUGAUAAGCAUCCAUUCUUCAUGAAGAAGUUGCCUGAACCUGGAGAGGAAAUGCAUCCUCUAUAUGAAGGACUGCAGCAACUGAAGUAUGAUCCAAAUGAAAAUACUCCUGAUGAAUUGGCAAUUUCUUAUAAGGAUGAUGGAAACUUCAAUUUUAAGCACAAAAACUAUCGAAUGGCAAUAAUAUCUUACUCUGAAGGGCUCAAAGUGAAAUGCGGAAAUCUUGAGGUUGAGGCUACGUUGUAUAAUAACCGAUCAGCGUGUCAUUUCUUUUUGAAAAAUUAUAGAUCUUGCAUUAGAGAUUGCGAAUGGGCAUUGAAGAUAAAGCCAGAAUAUAGAAAGGCGGCGGCGAGAGCAGCGACGGCAUGUUUGGAGUCCAGACGCUACGAAGAUGCUGUUCAAUUUGCCGAGAAACUAUUGGAAAUGAAGCGCGAUGAUGAGGAGGCCUUAGACGUUCGGAGUAAGGCCUUGGCGUUUCAGAAGGAGGCAGAGAGGGACGCAAGGAAGCAAAAGGCGGUAGAAAAGAAGAGACGAAAAAAGGAAUCUGAGCUUUUGGCCGAAAUAUCGAAGAGGAACCUUAUCCACGAAGGUGGUUUGACCAUAGACAAGCUGAAGCCCAAAUUCCAGGAACUGAUGGAAUUCCCUGUGGAUUUGGUGGAUGGGGCCCUGUUUUGGCCGACGGUCUUCGUCUAUCCGGAAUAUCAGUUCAUGGAUUUUGUGCAAGAAUUCAACGAGAACACAAUUUUAAUGGAGCAGAUGAAGAAUGUCUUUGAGGUGAAUCCAGAAUGGGACGUCGCGAAACAAUAUAGUGCACAAAAUCUGAAUGUUUACUACGAGAGCAAAAAUAAAGUAUUCAAAGUUGACACGAAUAAGAGUUUAGGCGAAAUAAUCCAGAGCAAAGAUUUCGUAAUUCGAUGUGGAACACUGUCGUUUAUGUUCUUUCCGAGAGGCAGCAAAGCCGAAACUGACUUCCUGGAUAAAUAUUAAUAAAACUGGGUCAUUAAGGUACAAAAAUAAAACCACGUUCCAAUUAACUUGUGUCUUUUCAUUUUGUUUUUUUUUU
Nicrophorus vespilloides is the source of this 1295-nucleotide messenger RNA. RefSeq names its product tetratricopeptide repeat protein 4 (gene Dpit47). The transcript has 7 exons. Gene Ontology annotation, molecular function: Hsp90 protein binding. Lineage: Eukaryota; Metazoa; Arthropoda; Insecta; Coleoptera; Silphidae. The record is from RefSeq and is a predicted model, not a curated record. Bases 86 to 1219 code for a protein of 377 amino acids.